This is a messenger RNA of Penicillium nucicola, 1515 nucleotides long. RefSeq lists its product as uncharacterized. The coding region runs from base 1 to 1515 and encodes 504 amino acids. NCBI's taxonomy places the organism in Eukaryota, Fungi, Ascomycota, Eurotiomycetes, Eurotiales, Aspergillaceae. The transcript is spliced from 2 exons. The record is from RefSeq and is a predicted model, not a curated record.
AUGCCUAUUCCUACGCGAUCGGCCUCGCUGCGCGAGCCACGUAAACAGACCUCCAAUAUUGCACGACCUACCACGAAACCUUUACCCACAACUGGAAGAGAAACCACACAGAAUGAGAAGAGUCGCUCACCAUCUACCUCCUCGCUGGUCGAGGGUCCAAAUGACAAUGGAGCCCGCGGCAGGACUCAGCUCCCUCAACGCAGUACCCUGACAGACCGUCCCACCCGGCCGCUUCAGGCCAGCAAGCUCCCACGUGGGGAUCCCUCGCCGACAAGACGAGAGAGAUCACCGGACAAGAAGUCGGAACAACCAGAAGCUUCGACUACCAAGCUUACGACACUACUGAGCCGCCGGCAAAGCAUAAUGAGACCUACGUUGAAGAUGCCUGCGAAACCCCUUGUGCCGUUAAAGAGCUCAGCAACACCCCCGUCACCUCGUAAGCCACCAACGCGAGCUCCUGUCCAGCCUCCUAUAACCAGAAGACCUCCAUCGCCCAAGAAAACGGAUAUGCCGCCUCCACCGCGACCAACUCGCUCUUCUUCCCUCAGACAACCUGUCACCGCCACCAAGGCACUGCCUACUGUCAGAGGCCAUACCAGACAUCGAAGUCAGAUGGUGCUGAAUACAAAGACCGAGCCAAGACCAACAUCUCCUUUGAAGCCACGAGCUCAAUAUUCCACUUAUCAACAACAUGCCCCCAAGAAAACAUCCAAACCCCCGACUCCGGUUGCGGGUCAAGCGGAUACAAGCAAUCUCUUGAUUCCUUCAUCAUGGCCUGAUAUCACAGCUCUACAGACUGAACUACUCCAACUCAGUUUGUUCCAUUCUAGCGCAUUACAGAGGCAGGCUGAGUGGAAGUCCGAUGCGGAGACCCGUCUCCGCAAAAAGUAUGACGGAGUUUCUGGCCAGUACCGUUCUUUGAUAAUAGAUGAAACGCGACGGCAAUGUGAGCUCAACGCAAAGGCUCUUGGUCUCUGGCUGUCUAACUGCCAGGAGCAUCAUAGUCUGCAUGAUUUCCCUGAGCAGAUUCAAAUCCUAUCGCGAGUUAUCCAGGAAGUCUUUGAUAUGAUUUCCUUGAACAGUUCGGACAGGGGAGGGAAAUAUACCUCUGCGGUAGCAGACUUUGAGGAAUGGAUCGAGCAAGCCGAUGUGAUCCAUCAAACCCGCGGAGGAAACAGAACUGAUGUUGCGACCUUCAUUGACCAAUUACCCCGUAGCUGGAAGGAUACAUUGCAAGAACUGAGUCUCAAAUUGGAGCUCUGUGCACGGCAUCUACAAUCCCUUGACGUUCUGGGCUUCGGUGAAAUCGAGCAACUGGGGAGUGCUGCCCUCACUAGUUUAAUUACGAAGCUAGGUGAAUUGAUGCAGCUUAUGACACAGGAGAUCCGUGUGAUGCGAGCACUCGAGGCAGAGAUUGUGCGCAUCGAGAGAGAUUCUAUUGCUCACCUUGCCACACAGCUCACCGAGUCUUCAAGGGGCAUGCAAGCCCCCCGUGUCGGGGUGUGGAGCAGGUAA